AUGCUACAAACCGCCAAGCGUGCGGCGACGGCUCCUCGACACUCUCCAGCAUCCAGACGCGGAGUCCAGACGCUACGGCCCAAACCCAAUCACCCCAUCGUCACGCCCAGCGCUAAAGUUGACAUCGUUCGUGAUGCAAAGAAGAUAGAGCUAGAGCGGGCAAGGGCCCUUAGACACGUCAAGAGAAACGAAGUUGGGGUCCAACUGUUGUCGCGGUCGCUUCACGAGCAGAUAUUUCGAAACGUUUCGUUUCCCCAACCUCCGCGUUCGUAUAUACAGAUUGCCAAAGAACACCUGGCACAGCACGAACUAGACCCAGUGCAGGGCUCCGUACUCCCCGACAUUGGCUUCCAGCUUCCACCGUUGCAAGGGUCAAACCUUCUGGAACACUUCCACCGUAUUGGUCUUCAUGCUGCAGAACCAUGGUUGUCGCUGUCCAAAGAACACGCCUCAACAGUGCUCCCUCCGAAGCCGGAGUACUGGGAACUUCAGAGUGGAUGGACCAAAUACCAUUUUCUCCCCGACGGAUCCAGUUACCACGAACAUGUCGACUUUCCAAUGCACGACGGCAAGCCCGAGUCAAUGCUCACAUUUGACGUUGAAACCAUGCCUAAGCACCACCCAUACGCGGUCAUGGCAUGUGCAGCAUCGGAGAAUGCCUGGUACGCCUGGAUAUCUCCAUGGCUUCUUGGAGAGACGGACGACCCCCAGCACCUAAUUCCAAUGGGAGAUCCUCAUGCGAAUAAAGUCGUUAUCGGCCACAACAUUUCCUACGACCGUGCAAGGAUAGGCGAAGAAUACCGCCUCGAAGGGACCCAAACCCGUUUUAUCGACACUAUGUCCCUUCAUGCAGCUGUAUACGGCAUCUCGUCUCACCAGCGCCCAGCCUGGAUGAAACAUCGCAAAGCCAGAGAGACGGAACUUCGGCAAUUAGAAGAGGCCAUUGAAGUCUUUCGAGGGCUCAUCAAAACAGCCGAGGAGAAGAUGGAACUGGAAACUGAUCCUCAACAAAAAGAGGAAUACCGCCAGACGCAUCUGAAGCUCUCCAAAGGACUUCUCGAACUGCAGACCGCCAACGCGGAAUGUGCAGACGAAGUGGAAGGCGACGCAUCUCCAGACCCUGUCGAAAAGCGCUGGGAGGACAUCACGGCAGUGAACUCUCUCGCAGAGGUUGCCAAGCUUCAUUGCGGGAUCGAGGUCAACAAGGACGCUCGCGAUGACCUGUUUGAGGGGAACAUUGAAGAAGUCCGUAACAACCUCCACGACUACCUGGACUAUUGCUGCAAUGACGUUCACGUCACACAUGAAGUCUACAAGAAGAUCCUACCGUCAUUCCUCCAAUCAUGCCCACAUCCAGUCUCUUUCGCGGGCAUCCUCACGAUGGGCUCGAGUUUCCUUCCUGUGAAUCAGGAAUGGGAAGCCUAUAUCGAACGCGCCGAGAAGACCUACCGCGAUAUGCAGGCCAAAGUGGAAAAGAAGCUGGUUUCUUUGGCAGAAGACGCGCUGAAGCUCAUGGAUAACGAGGCAUGGAAAUCCGAUCCAUGGCUUUCCCAACUCGAUUGGACACCCAAGGUAGCUUCCAAGUCUCGAGGGGUUUAUGCUCCGGAGGACCCUCCUCUGGAGGAGGCGACACCAGAGGUAGACCCUUCAAUCCCACCGACAUGGUUCGACAAACUGUCUCGAGACCCUUUAUCGACAGAAUGCAGGGAACGCAUCAUCCCCCACCUUCUUCGCUUGACUCUGGACGACAAACCCCUUCAGUAUACUGUCAAAGAAGGCUGGCACUUCCUCGAAGACAAUACCAUCCAGCCUCUCCCAACAGCUACCAGUAAGAGAACCGGCCAAAUCCUCAACGCCCGCCACGCCCGUACCCUUCUUCAAAGCGGCCAGCUCCAUUCCCCACACACCGACCUCGCCCUCCUACUCUCAUCCGGAAGCAAAGGCGACGACGUCAAAUCACAAGUCCUCCAGCUCGCCGAAGCAAUGCUAGCAGAAGGGCGCGGAGGGGACGUCUCGACCAACCCCUGGCUUUCUCAACUCGACUGGUCUCCCGCGGGCCAGAAGAAAAAGAAGAAAGAGAAACCACCGAAGCCUCCUCCAGUGCUCUGGCCCAAGUGGUACUGGGAAGCCACCAAACCAAGGAAAGGUGUUCCACCGGGAACGCUCGACAUCACCACCCGCGGGCGCAUUGCGCCCCUGCUACUUCGUCUCUCAUGGAAAGACUGGCCCCUCACCCACUCUCGCGAGCACGGGUGGAUAUACCGCGUCCCUCCCAACACCGACGCCAUGAUCCGAUCCAAGCCCCUCGACUUUUACGAUAAUGCAGAUGCUCACCUCAACGAGCUCAAGCUUCACCACGGGUAUCAGUUCUACAAGCUACCACAUAAGGACGGGGAGAAAGCCAAUGUCGGCAGUCCACUCGGGAAGACCUUUAUCAAGUAUGCCCAGGACGGAACAUUGAAGAGCCCAGGGGACGAAGCAAAGGAAGCAUUCGACCUCAACGCCAUCUGCAGCUACUGGAUCAGUGCCAGAGAUCGUAUCAUGAACCAAAUGGUCGUUUGGGAGAAACAACGUGGUGAGCUUGGGUUCCCCAAGCCAGCAGAGUCACCAGACAGCAGCAAAGAGAAGUGGGGCAUCAUCGUUCCCCAAGUCGUCACAAUGGGGACUGUCACCCGCCGCGCCAUAGAGAAGACCUGGCUAACUGCAAGUAACGCCAAAAAGAACCGCGUGGGCUCGGAGCUGAAAGCCAUGGUGCGCGCUCCAGAGGGGUAUGCCAUCGUCGGCGCCGACGUCGACAGCGAAGAGCUCUGGAUCUCUAGCUGCAUGGGUGACGCUCAGUUUGGACUACAUGGCGCAACCGCCAUCGGCUGGAUGACUCUCGAAGGCACGAAGGCUGCUGGCACUGACCUCCACUCCAAGACUGCCAAAAUCCUCGGUAUUUCACGAGAUCAAGCCAAAGUGUUCAACUACUCCCGUAUCUACGGUGCGGGCAUGCGCCACGCCAUCCUCCUCCUUCUCCAAGGCAGCUCUGCCAUGCUCCCAGAAGCAGCCCAGAAACUCGCCGAGAACCUCUACGCAUCAACCAAGGGUAAAAAUACCCACCGCACCGACAUCUUCGAGCGCAAAUUCUGGUUUGGCGGCAGCGAGAGUUAUUUAUUCAACAAACUCGAAGAAAUCGCUUUGUCGGAUAAGCCACAAACGCCCGCUCUAGGUUGCGGGGUAACCUACGCCCUCUCCAAGGAAUACCUCCCAACAGGAUUCGGCUCCGACUACCUUCCCUCACGUAUCAACUGGGUAGUCCAAUCCUCCGGAGUCGACUACCUCCACCUCCUCAUCGUCUCCAUGCAAUACCUCAUCCAGCGCUACAACAUCAACGCGCGCUACCUCAUCUCCGUACACGACGAACUCCGUUACCUCGUCACCGACCAAGACAAGUACCGCCUCGCACUCGCACUCCAAAUCGCUAACCUUUGGACGCGGUGCAUGUUUGCGUACAAACUCGGGAUGGAUGACUUGCCUCAGGGCGUUGCAUUUUUCUCGGCGGUGGAUGUGGACAAGGUGUUGAGGAAGGAGGUUUUCAUGCCUUGCACGACGCCGUCUCAGCCAGAUCCUAUUCCCUCUGGAGAGAGCUUGGAUAUUGCGGGGGUGUUGGAGAAGACCAAUGGGGGCUCCUUAUUCGCCGAUGGGCGUCCGAUGCCCGAAACUGACUCCACCCCUCUCGUUGGGAACCUCGAGGGAUUCCAGACACCCGACUGUCUCGUCCAUCGAGCUCCCAAUGCUGCAUGGCUUAGAGCCCAAGCCACAACCGACUUUGCUGAAAUCAAAGCACUCGCUCAGCAAGUAUACGGGAAGCAUUUUGAUGGCGAUUUGGCCAGCAGUGGUAAGAAACAGCGCAGAGCUGCUCCCAGACGUCCCAACGGGAAGAAGAUUGUUGGUAUCGGCUCGGGUGAAGGCUAUGAUUGGUCUGCCAUCGUCGACAAUCUACUCAGCCACGAAGGUGUCAACAGCCUUAUGGAUUCCCGUUGA
Molecule: messenger RNA, 4026 nt
Organism: Coprinopsis cinerea okayama7#130
Lineage: Eukaryota; Fungi; Basidiomycota; Agaricomycetes; Agaricales; Psathyrellaceae
Product: gamma DNA-directed DNA polymerase
Exons: 3
Coding region: 1-4026 (1341 amino acids)
Biological process (GO): mitochondrial DNA replication
Cellular component (GO): mitochondrion; gamma DNA polymerase complex
Molecular function (GO): DNA binding; 3'-5' exonuclease activity; DNA-directed DNA polymerase activity
Source: RefSeq, a predicted model, not a curated record